CAGUCACUCCUCCUACCACAGUCACUUGCAAAAUAAGACCCAGUCUGACCAGAACACAGAACAACCAUCAUCCUGAGAAAUCAACAUGAAACCUCAAUGUAUACUUCUACUGGCUCUCAUGGUCAUCUUAGUAUUGCACAGCAAGGUGAAUGAGGCUGUGUCGUUUCCCUGGGGCUGUGCAAGCAUCAGUGGAGUUUGCAGACAAGGAACGUGUCUACCUUCUGAACUUUACUUUGGACCAUUAGGCUGUGGCAAGGGAUUCCAAUGCUGUGUAUCACAUUUUCUUUGAGAAGAAAUCAAAUCAAGCAGCGAUUAUUAAAGAUUCUAUCAUGUGAAUUCAAUCUUUCCUAUAAACAAUCGUUUUCCGUCUCUUCUUUAAUUCAACAUGCCUAAAUAUUUGAUUUGUGAUAGUAUGCAUAUUCAGAUGCCUGAAGAGGAAUCUGUCUUAAGGUUAAUAUAUUACUUGUGUAUAACACUAAUUGUCAUGUAAUGGCACUGGUCAUGUGAUCUCUGGAGUAAUUUUGAUUAGAUCAUCAUGUUUUAGGGAUGCACAUUGUUCAUGACCUAAAACAGUUGUCUCUAGCCCUCUUAACUAUAAAAUGUUUUUUUCUGUACAUUUAUCAGCACUAAUAGAAUAAUAAACUUGCAGGCUAUUGUUUACUUUUCUGUGAAUGUGUAAAACCAAAUAAACGCAUGUAGUCACAUCCUUGAAGACGUCAUAAACCUAGUUUUCAUGUGUUUGUCACAAGAAUUACCUAUGUGUGUAAAUAGAUCAUUUUUUCUUUUAAUCUUGAUGGUUGGCAGUUUUGAAGCACCAUUGACUCCCAUAUUAUUU
Molecule: messenger RNA, 835 nt
Organism: Misgurnus anguillicaudatus (oriental weatherfish)
Lineage: Eukaryota; Metazoa; Chordata; Actinopteri; Cypriniformes; Cobitidae
Gene: defbl1
Product: defensin, beta-like 1
Source: RefSeq, a predicted model, not a curated record